CCGCGCGCCCGCUCGCCGCCGGCCGGCGCCGGCGGCGCCGACGAGGUGGGGCGGCAGCUGCACCACCAGAAGCUGCUGCUCGACGGCCUCGUGGAGAAGGCGGCCCGCUGCGCCCGCCUGGUCGAGGCCGGCGCCGCGCGGCUGCAGGAGGUGAGGGCCCGGCUGGCCAGCGAUUUGAAGGGCAAGGCCGAGGCCCUGACAAUAGACGAGGCUGUUCUUGGGGUGCACGGCGGGUCUGCAGGAAGCGGCCCCCGCGCCGCCGCCCCGCCGCCCGCGGAGCCGACGGCGGCGGCGGCCGCGGCGGCCAAGGGCGCGGGCAUGCUGGCCGGCACGCUCACGGCGGCGCCCCCGGCCCUGGUGGGGACGAGCCCGGGCGGGCGGCGGCGGUGGGAGGGCGACACGGCGGCGCUGGUGGCGGCGGCACACCAGCUGGUCGGGGAGUCUGCCAGGCUGCGCCAGCGGGUGAAGGAGGUGCUGCUGGAGACGGCGUCCGCGGCGGUGGGCAGCGCCGACGCCGUCAACACCAGCCUGGCGCGGCGCAUCCAGGACACGCGCCGCGUCAAGGCACAGCUGCAGGAGCGGCUGAAGCAGGUGGAGCAGGAGGCUGUGAGGGCGGCGAAGGAGCAGGAGAGCCUGCGGCGCAGCCUCGAGGAGAAGAGGGCGCCACUGGAGCAGCUCAAGGCGCGCUUCGACAUGCGGCGCCGCCGCCCCGGCCCCGAGGCCGUGGCCGACGAGGUGGAGAGCGCGCUGGCGGCCGAGGCCGCCGGGCUGGCGGCGGUGGCGCGGCAGCUGGAGAGGCACGAGGCCGCGGUGGGGGAGCAGGUGCGCCAGCUGCGGGACGUCGCGGCGGCGCUGCGGCCGGGCAUAGACGACCGCGCGGCCGCGGAGGAGGUCGAGGCGCUGGCCGCGCGCCUGGACGGCAGGGAGGAUCUCGACUCGCCGCGCGCACCCUCCAUCAUCAGC
Monoraphidium neglectum is the source of this 963-nucleotide messenger RNA. RefSeq lists its product as hypothetical. NCBI's taxonomy places the organism in Eukaryota, Viridiplantae, Chlorophyta, Chlorophyceae, Sphaeropleales, Selenastraceae. Gene Ontology annotation, cellular component: nucleus; microtubule cytoskeleton. Gene Ontology annotation, biological process: cilium assembly; cilium movement involved in cell motility. The record is from RefSeq and is a predicted model, not a curated record. The annotation marks the transcript as partial. The transcript has 5 exons.